AUGGCAGCCUCCAAGCAAAUGCUGUUGCUGCUGGUUGCAGCUCUCCUGCUGCAUGUGGCCACCACACUGAAGAUUGGUGCCUUCAACAUCAAGGCAUUUGGGGACAUGAAGAUGUCCAACCAGACUGUCGCAAAUAUCAUUGUCUCUAUCGUGUCGGAGUACGACAUCAUUCUGGUGCAGGAGGUCCGGGAUGCUGACCUGAGUGCUGUGAAAAAGCUCAUGGACCAGCUCAACAGUGCAUCCAGGCACCCAUACAGCUAUUUGGACAGCAUUCCCCUGGGUCGGACCAGCUACAAGGAGCAGUAUCUCUUCAUCUACAGGUCAGACAUGGUCUCUGUGCUGGGAAGCUACUACUAUGACGAUGGCUGUGAGUCCUGUGGAACCGACACCUUCAGCAGAGAGCCCUUCAUUGUGAAGUUCUCCUCACCCACCACACAGGUGCAGGAGUUUGUGUUGGUGCCCCUGCACUCUGAGCCCAGCCAUGCGGCACAAGAGAUCGAUGCACUCUACGAUGUCUACACCGACAUCAUUGACAAGUGGGCAACCCAUGACAUCAUCUUCCUGGGUGACUUCAAUGCCGACUGCUCCUACGUGACCAGCUCCCAGUGGCCAUCCAUCCGUCUCCGCUCCCUCCGCGACUGCGAGUGGCUCAUCCCUGACAGUGCUGACACCACUGUUGCUGACACUGACUGUGCCUAUGACCGCAUUGUCGCCUGCGGCUCUGCGCUGCGCCAAGAUAUCGAUCCUGGCUCUGCCACUGUCAACAACUUUGAGAAGAAAUUCCACCUCCAGAGCAAGGACGCUUUGGCUGUCAGCGACCAUUUCCCAGUGGAGGUGACCCUGAAAUCCCUCUGA
Molecule: messenger RNA, 855 nt
Organism: Acanthisitta chloris (rifleman)
Lineage: Eukaryota; Metazoa; Chordata; Aves; Passeriformes; Acanthisittidae
Gene: DNASE1L2
Product: deoxyribonuclease I-like 2
Exons: 8
Coding region: 1-855 (284 amino acids)
Biological process (GO): DNA catabolic process
Cellular component (GO): nucleus
Molecular function (GO): DNA nuclease activity
Source: RefSeq, a predicted model, not a curated record